Molecule: messenger RNA, 1662 nt
Organism: Xiphophorus maculatus (southern platyfish)
Lineage: Eukaryota; Metazoa; Chordata; Actinopteri; Cyprinodontiformes; Poeciliidae
Product: SH2 domain-containing protein 1B-like
Exons: 4
Coding region: 620-1240 (206 amino acids)
Source: RefSeq, a predicted model, not a curated record
UAACUUGCUGUUAUAGGUUUGAAUGUGAAUAAAUGGAAGCCUUUGACUUGUGACUGAAACUAACUAGGCUGAUUGCAAUUAUCUUAAAAAUAGUUUGUUUUGCAUAUCUUAGCACAUGUUCUAAAAGUGUAUGCUAGGAAAAUAAAAGUUAAUCAAGACAAAUAUAUAUUUCUUGAUGUUUCUUGAUACCGUUGUGCUCUUGCAGGAGUGAAUGCGUGUGAAGUUGCUGUUUUUUUAUGAAACCUGGUCUUUCUUGCUUCCUCAACAUAAUGACUGUUUUUAACUGUUUCUGACGGUUUCUGAUUGGUUGAAUAGUUCUGCCGGUAAGCUUCGCUGUUAUCUGCUGCACAUCUUUUAGUUUCCAUUUAAGUGUCUCAUUGUGACACCUAACUUCCUGUGAAACUGCGAGAACAACACGCUGGUUUCCUGAUGCCCUCUCAGUGAGCGUACUGCUCUGCACCUCCACGCAGCGAGAGCUGACCGGGCCAGCUCUGUUCUGGAGCUGCUCUGGCUUUAACCGGGUCGUGGUUCCUACCGUUUUCAGGGCUGUUUGUGAAAGCAGAAGCUCCUGCGCCGUGCAGGUGGAUGUCGGCCUGCCGGCCCGCGGCCCCCGUUCGCCAUGGCAGCGGCUCUGCCGGAGUGUUACCACGGCGGCAUAACCAAGAAGGAGUGUGAGGAGGUUCUGGGGAAGAAGAACAAGGACGGAGCGUACCUGAUCCGAGAGAGCGAGACCAUCCAGGGAGCGCUGUGUCUCUGCGUCUACAAACAGAAGGUGGUUUAUACCUACAGAAUCCUCCAGGCGCACAACGGAAACUACACCCUGCUGACAGCAGGAGGUUUGCAGGAGACAUAUUUUAAGACUCUGGCCGAUUUAAUCCGUAACUACAAGAGGAAGAACCAAGGUCUGGCCAUUCAUCUGCGCCACUCGGUGAAAAAGAAAACGCCCAUGUUGAUCCAGCCGCCGAGGAGACCAGAAACACAACCUGAAGCUCCGGCCACACCGCCAGCUAGAAGAUCGGCUGGAGGACCGGCCGCAGCGUCAGCCAGAGGAUCGGCCGCAGCGUCAGCCAGAGGAUCGGCCGCAGCGUCAGCCAGAGGAUCGGCCGCAGCGUCAGCCAGAGGAUGGGGCGGCGCGUCGGGCGGACACUCAUUGCAGAGAGGAGCUGCUCCUUUACCUGAAGAGGAAAAUGAUUAUGAGAAUGAUCCAAAUUCAGAUUAUGUGGAAGUUAUUCCAGAUUAACUCAAGCCAACCUCAAACCGAAGGACAACAAGAACACAGACUGAACUUUGUUUGGCAUUAGAGAUGUUUUAUUUUUUUAUGCGAAGCCCUGAGGAGAUUUGUUGCAUUUGCACAAUUUAGGUAAAACAGACUGAAAAGGUGAGCUAAUGCAGAGUGAGUUUCCUCCCAGCUAUUGACUCUGAAUGAGAGGAUGAACUUCUGCAUUUUCUUCUCACCUCAUUCCUGUGAGCGCAGAAGAGGAAGAAAGAGGAAGAGGAGGAGAAGUACUGCUCUGAAAUCACAAAAGUUGUAUUUAGUUUGACAUUUUGUUUUACUCCUGGCAGUCGAAACCUUGAUAUUUAAUAUUCAUUUCAUUUUAGUAAUACAGACAUUUUUGUGCUGUUUGUUCUGAUGUUCAUAAAAUAAAUCUUAUCUGAACGUCA